AUGCAGAUGCAGAAUCAUGCAGAUGCAGAUAGAUCGCCUGUUUUUCUUCAGUUCAUCGACUGUGUCUGGCAAAUGACAAGACAGUUUCCUACAGCAUUUGAAUUCAAUGAAUAUUUUCUCAUUACCAUUUUGGACCACCUGUAUAGCUGUUUAUUCGGAACAUUCCUUUGUAACAGUGAACAGCAGAGAGUAAAAGAGAACCUUCCUAAAAGGACAGUGUCACUGUGGUCCUACAUAAACAGCCAGCUGGAAGACUUCACUAAUCCUCUCUAUGGGAGCUACUCCAAUCACGUCCUUUAUCCAGUAGCCAGCAUGCGCCACCUAGAGCUCUGGGUGGGAUAUUACGUGAGGUGGAAUCCAUGUAUGAAACCACAG
Molecule: messenger RNA, 375 nt
Organism: Myotis lucifugus (little brown bat)
Lineage: Eukaryota; Metazoa; Chordata; Mammalia; Chiroptera; Vespertilionidae
Product: myotubularin-related protein 2-like
Exons: 3
Molecular function (GO): phosphatidylinositol-3,5-bisphosphate 3-phosphatase activity
Source: RefSeq, a predicted model, not a curated record